Molecule: messenger RNA, 2097 nt
Organism: Malassezia sympodialis ATCC 42132
Lineage: Eukaryota; Fungi; Basidiomycota; Malasseziomycetes; Malasseziales; Malasseziaceae
Exons: 2
Coding region: 1-2097 (698 amino acids)
Source: RefSeq, a predicted model, not a curated record
AUGGUUAGUUAUAUGGUUUCUGAUCUCGCAGGUAACCUGGAUUCUAGUCAGAAGCAGAAGCUUUCCGAAAUCUGGGAUUUGAUUUUUCAAAUUUUGAAUGACCCUGACAAAGUCAAGGCUGGGCAUUUCAACCUUGAUAACCCUCACCACGGGCCGCCUGAUAAUGCGAGCAAAGAGGCCAAGGCACUUCAUGAAGAACAACGUGCACUCAAGGACCUCUUCACUACACAUGGUGUUGAUGAGUUUUACGAACAGUUAUGGUUCCUUUUUGGCCCAGAUAUCCCUGAUAUGAUCCUACUCAAGUAUCUUCGUGCACGCAAGUGGAAUGUUCAUCGCGCAUUCGCCAUGCUUUGCAAGUGUCUUAAAUGGCGCAUUGAAAUUAAUAUUAUUGACAUUAUGGCGAAGGGAGAUGUUGGACUAAGUGCUGAAGAUAAGGACUUUGCUCGACAAGGGCCUGCAUGUAAGGCUUAUGCUGCUGGUAUGACCGAUAAUUUAAUGCCAAUUAUCUAUAUUCAUGUGAAGCGACAUGUUGCAAAGGAGCAGGGUGCUGAUACUAUGACAAAUUAUGUCGUUUCUUGUGCUGAGUCCUUCCGCAGAAUUGUCAGGCACCCCAUGGACAAAAUUGUGAUCGUCUUCAACUUGUCCGGUUUCAGUUUGAAGAAUAUGGACUGGCAUUCGCUCUUGACAAUUAUUUCUAUACUUGAAGCGUACUACCCCGAGACCCUCUACAAGCUUUAUAUUUAUUCAGCUCCUUGGAUUUUCCAAGGUAUUUGGAAGGCACUGGCGCCCAUGCUCGAUGCCCAUGUCCGUGCGAAGAUAUCAUUCGCUAACAAGCCGGCUGAUCUCGACUUGAUUCCCAGUGAUCGCCUCGAAAGCUCCAUGGGUGGCGACUUGGCCGAAGCUAUGGAGUGGACCCCUACUGGUGAAGGAGAGAAACCUGCCCUUAUGCGGUCAGACCCUCAGCGUCGACAGUACUGGUCUCAAUAUAUGCAGCAGGCAAAAGCAUAUGAAGAGAUCACGCGCCGCUGGGUUGCUUCCCAGGGCCAGGAUGAUGCGUUAAUGGAAGAACGCCAUUUUAUGGCUCUUAAAGUCCGUGCGACGUUUUUGUCGCUUUCGUCCUUCUUUUUCGCAAGCUCUAUGUACGAUCGUGCGGGUAUUAUUCGAGAUGAUUUUGCUUUGGAAUGGACAUACAAGCAAAAGAACCAACGAAUCAUCAAACAUGUUGUCGGUGAGGAGAUGUCAUUGCCAACCCUGCAAAAGCUCAUUUCAUCGCGCGAAGGACAUUUUAACACUCACCAGGACCAGAGCAAAGAAAAUUGGAAAGACCAGCAUUCUAAUGCAGCCUAUGGAGCUGCUGCUGGCACUGGCGUUCGAUCGCAGCCUCGCUCGCCCAACGACGGUCGUCACACGUUUGGCACGGACUUAACUGGAAACCGCAAUGUGACUGAGACGCCUACUUAUGGCUCUCGAGGGGCCAAUGCUAAUAUCGCUGCUGGCGCCGGUGCUGGCGCGGCCACUGCGGCAGCCGGUGGAGCAGCGAUGAUGUCUAAUGGUCAGAUGAGCAACUCUCGCUCGAAUUUGUCUUACUUGGUUAAGACUCCUCGUUCGGGUGCUGGCUCUUCGAGUGCCUCAAUCUUCUCCUCUUCUAGUGAAGAUGACCUUUUCGUCGAUGCUGAUGAUUUUUCUCGUAAUCAAGGUUCGUUUGGAGACACGGUCCAAAACGCUCAAGGUUACUCGGAGCAGUCGGAGGGCCAGGCGCAGGAAAGGUAUAUGGAUGGUGAAGAUCAAUACGAGGAAGUGCCUCAACGGGAUGGCCAAGGGGCAGAGGAUGAAAAUGAUGAAGCCUGGGCUUCUAAUUCACAAAGGCCCACCAACGAGGCAUCUGGAGAUGAGUCUCGCCGCCAGCGUGGUGCGCCACGUCCUAUGGUCGGUGAGAAUGAAAAGCUUGCAGGUUUUGGUGACCUUGGUCCUGAGGCGCAUGACCAAAUAGCGGAGAGCAACGAAAAAAUGCGGGAACCGUUUGACCCAAACCACAAGCGCGCCCAGCAAAGUAUUUGGUCGCGCUUAAAUUGCUGUUCAGGAAAGAACAUUGACUAG